Molecule: messenger RNA, 1095 nt
Organism: Alligator sinensis (Chinese alligator)
Lineage: Eukaryota; Metazoa; Chordata; Crocodylia; Alligatoridae
Gene: OPN1LW
Product: opsin 1, long wave sensitive
Exons: 6
Coding region: 1-1095 (364 amino acids)
Biological process (GO): visual perception; G protein-coupled receptor signaling pathway; phototransduction
Cellular component (GO): membrane; photoreceptor outer segment
Molecular function (GO): G protein-coupled receptor activity
Source: RefSeq, a predicted model, not a curated record
AUGGCAGGGUGGGCAGGAGCUGUGGGGGCCCGGCGGUACCAGGAGGAUGAGGAAACGACCCAUGGCAGCAUCUUUGUCUACACCAACAGCAACAACACGCGGGGCCCAUUUGAGGGCCCCAACUACCACAUUGCGCCACGCUGGGUAUACAACCUCACCUCGUUGUGGAUGCUGCUGGUGGUCGUGGCCUCAGUGGCUACCAAUGGGCUUGUGCUGGUGGCCACGGCCAAGUUCCGCAAACUACGGCACCCACUCAACUGGAUCCUGGUGAACUUGGCUGUGGCUGACCUGGGCGAAACAGUGAUUGCCAGCACCAUCAGCGUCAUCAACCAGCUGGCUGGCUACUUCGUGCUGGGCCACCCGCUCUGUGUUAUCGAGGGCUAUACCGUCUCCGUCUGCGGCAUCACAGGGCUGUGGUCGCUGGCUGUGAUCUCCUGGGAGCGCUGGUUUGUGGUCUGCAAGCCCUUUGGCAACGUCAAGUUCGACGGGCGCCUGGCACUGGGUGGCAUUGUCUUCUCCUGGCUCUGGGCAGCCUUCUGGACUGCACCCCCUCUCUUCGGCUGGAGCAGAUAUUGGCCACACGGGCUAAAGACAUCAUGUGGGCCAGACGUCUUCAGUGGCAACACAGACCCCAAUGUCCAGUCCUACAUGAUGGUGCUUAUGGCCACCUGCUGUAUCCUGCCCCUCAUCAUCAUCAUCUUCUGCUACCUGCAAGUCUGGCUGGCCAUCCGUGCGGUGGCAGUGCAGCAGAAGGAGUCAGAGACAACACAGAAAGCAGAGCGCGAGGUGUCACGCAUGGUUCUGGUGAUGAUCGUGGCCUUCUGUGUCUGCUGGGGGCCCUAUGCGUCCUUCGCCUGCUUCGCAGCUGCCCAUCCUGGCUAUGCCUUCCACCCCCUUGUGGCCUCGCUGCCUGCCUACUUCGCUAAGAGCGCCACCAUCUAUAACCCCAUCAUCUAUGUCUUCAUGAACCGCCAGUUCCGAAACUGCAUCCUGCAGCUGUUCGGGCGCAAGGUGGAUGAUGGAUCCGAGACCUCCACGGCUGCGUCUCGCACUGAUGUCUCCUCCGUCUCCAGCGCCUCUGUUGCCCCUGCCUGA